CAUCUCUGAAAACGUUGCGAUGUACUUGUAGAACUUGGAACGAUUUAUCGAAAACUCGGGUUUUUGGUAAAGAAGCAGCAAGGAAUCAGUUUCUAGGGUUCAUGGUGAUAAAUGGUAGGGUUUGUUCCUUGAGACUUGAUUUCCAAGGAAUCCAUAACGAAGGAGACUUGGUUUAUAAAUCUACAAAGAAAAUAAGUAAACUUGAGCAAACCAAGAUGUGUGAAGUUCUUCACUGUGAUGGUCUAUUUGUUAUGCGUCCAUAAAAACAAUAACCUCGUGGUGUGGAACCUGUAUCUGAGGCAAACCAGAUGUAUUCCGGUCAGAUACAAAACUAACUUGUUUAUCUUAGACAAUAUCGGCAAGUUUUCUCUGGUGUUUUCGAGAAAAAAAAAUUUUGAAAACAAAAAAAUCGGAAUACUUCCACAGAAGUUGUCUCAAAGAAAACACACAUAAAGUCAAUUGCAAAACUAACAUUUGCAUUGACCAGAAAACUUUCGUGUAAGUCUUCUACAUCCACAAGACUUAACGUAAGUCUUCUAAUAGACAGAUCUGGUGAGAUAAUUUCCUUAGCACACAUAAGUCUUCUCCAAGCACCCAGAACCUCAAACAAAAGCGACCCACCAAGAAUUGUGAGCUUGAAUGGCUCUAUGAACCUUAAAAAAAAUUAGAAUCAAAAUCUUGGGUUUUCUGGAUGAAUAUCAAAAAAAAGUGAAAGAGAUGUUGCUUUUAGUUCAUAAGAAAUAAGAUAGAAGAGACUAAAUCGAUUUUUUAGGUGCAUUAAGAGUUUCAAAUUGGUUAUUCAUGGUGGUUGGUGUAUUUAUGACAAUGCUAUUAUUGUAAAUACUUGAUGAAGGUGAGGAUGAUAGAGUAAAAUACUCAUUUUCGAAAAAUAAUGUAAUGACAUUUUGGUGAAUAAUAUGAAUUUUUAGGGUGAAUAGAACAAGUCAAAGUUCCAAAAAAAACCAUGGAUUAGUUUUGAGUCAUAUUUGUAAAGAAAGUCCAAUAUUUUUUUAGAUAUUUUUAGUUUAAUUGUAAUCAUAAAAUAUUUUUAGUCAACUAAAGAUUAUACAAAAUGAAUAAAACAUAUUAAUAUGCUAAUUAUAAAUUGUUUUAUUUAACUAAGAUAUUUGGUUUACAUUAUCUAAAUUAGUUUCUGUAAUUAUUUACAAAAAAUAUAUAGAUACAAUUAAAAUAUUUUUAUUACUUUGAAAAUAUAUUUUAUGUUGCUUAGGCAUAUGUUUAAAAAGAAAUAUUAUAUUUCUUAAUGUCAAGAUUAUUUAUGUUAAAUUUCCUAUUUUGUGGAAUCACAUUAUAUAUAAAUAUAUUGUUUUUAAAAAUUCCUUUUUAAUAUUUUGGAUGUUUCCUUUUUACUAUAUAUGUUAUUGAAAAAUACAAAUAAAAAAGGAAACUUCUAAUUAACAUAGUAAUUAAAUAAAAUAUUUUUAAUUCAUUAAAAAUACUUUUGUAAUUAACCAUCCUAAAAAUUAACAUAAUCACCGCAAGUAGGAAACUGACUUUUCAAAUAAUAUUAUAGAUCCAUCAACUAAAUUUUGUUAAUUGACAUGUUUUAACUCGGAAUAGACUAUAUUGAUUGGUUUUAAAUCAUUUUUUUUUCUUCUAACGUUUUCCCUAGAUUUAAUAACAUAACUUCUCCAUUAUAAUUUUCUGCAAUUUAAAAAAUUAAAUAAUAGACUUACUAAAGAGAUGUAAGGAAAAAAAAACAAAGGUAGUAAAGAGAAGAAGCCCUAACUUUAUUAUAAUCUAUACGAAAAAAGAAGAGAGGGCAUGUUUUCCCUUGGAAAGUUUUUUUUUUAAUAGAAAGUGAAACACCCUGUUGGCAACUUUGAAGAAUGACGACAAUGUCAAAUCUUCCAGAGGAAUUGGUAAGGGAGAUACUCUCUAGAGUUCCAUUGACAUCUCUGAGAAAACUGCGAUGUACUUGUAGAACAUGGAACGCUUUAUCCAAAACUCAGGUUUUUGGUAAAGAAACAGCAAGGAAUCAGUUUCUAGGGUUCACGGUGAUUAAUGGUAGGGUUUGUUCCUUGAGACUUGAUUUCCAAGGAAUCCAUAACAAAGGAGACUUGGUUCAUAAAUCUACAAAGAAAAUAAGUAAACUUGAUCAUACCAAAAUCGAGGAAGUUUUUCACAGUGAUGGCUUAUUGUUAUGCGUCCGAAACAGAAGUAACUUCGUGGUGUGGAACCCAUAUCUGGGGCAAACCAGAUGUAUUCCACCCGCCAGUCGGGAUUUCAGAUUUUAUGACAUGUUUUGUUUCGGAUACGACAAGAACAACCGUAACCACAAAAUCUUAAGGUUUUGCUACGAUAAUGAUGAAUCCCUUUUCUGUUUCGAAUUGUUCGAUUUUAAGACUAGUUCUUGGAGGCUUCUUGAUAUCGAACCAGACGUUGAUCUAGAUGUUUACCGAAGUGGGGUGUCUUUGAAGGGAAACACUUACUUUGUUGCUCAAACUAACAGACCAGGGGUUAUAGACGUUUUACUCUGUUUCGAUUUUACAACAGAGAGGUUUUGGCGGCCUCUGCCGUUUCACUAUGAUGCUGUUGAACACGUGGUUCUGUCUUGUGUUAGAGAAGAGAAGCUCGCUGUGUUAUAUCAAAUAGAGAAUACAAUGGAGAUUUGGAUUACAACUAAGAUUGAGUACGAUGAUGUAUCCUGGAGCAAAUUUUUGGAAGUGGAGAUGACACCGCUCAAUGGUUUUGAUUAUGACUUUGAUACUGAAACUGAGAGCUUCUUCAUCGACGAGGACAAGAAAUUCGCGGUUGUUGGUGGUGAAUGCGAAAAUAAACCAAUCUGUAGGUAUCAAACCGCUCACAUCAUUGGACAAGAUGGAUACCUGAAAUCUGUACGUACCGCAGAAUGUCCAAAACCACUUGUGUUCUCUUCUUAUCUUCCAAGUUUAGUGCAACUAGAAAUCAACCAACGGAGCAAGAGGAAACCCAAAGAUUGCUUUUAUCAAAAGAAACGAAAGAAACUGAGAGCUUCUUCAUUGACGAGGAGAAGGAAGUCGCUGUGGUUUAUAUUGUAUUCGAAGAGAUAA
Messenger RNA from Brassica rapa (field mustard), 3053 nucleotides. Its product is annotated as F-box protein At3g49510-like. Lineage: Eukaryota; Viridiplantae; Streptophyta; Magnoliopsida; Brassicales; Brassicaceae. Gene Ontology annotation, molecular function: protein binding. The record is from RefSeq and is a predicted model, not a curated record.